AAUGCCAAAGUCACGCGCACCGAGUUCUACUAGGGUUGGCGGCUAACGGCCGUUAGCGGAAAGUGCCGUGUUGUGGGGUUCCCAGUCCGGACCAAACACCUUCGGCAUCGCUGGGUAACCUGCUCUCUGUAUAACCGUUUCUUCAGAGAAGGCAAAUGAGGGCAGAUUUCCAGUUUGUCUGAGAAGCAAAAUAAUAACACAACAAUAGUAAAAAGCCAAAUACUAGUUUGCAAUAUUUGGUGAGAUUUACUGGAUGGACAAAAUGGGAAUAUCGUUUCAAGUUAUAUUUUUACAGUGCAUUGUGGCUGUCCUACUUCAAGAAUGUGAGACAUUACUAAGUGACAGAAUGAGUCUGGAAGUUCACCUGCCAACAGAUGUGUGGCUGAUCCCAGAAGUCAUUUUGAUUGCCACUCCUACGCACCUGCUAGUGGAGGGAGAUGCUCUAAAUCUUACCUGUAUUGAUACAGUAAUUGAAAGUCCCAACUCCACAUUGGUCUACACAAUCCUCAGGGACAACCACACAGUUUCUAGGUCUACGGGGUCUCGGUCCUUCAGUUUCUUCAUACCCAGUGUUGCUAAGAGCGAUGCUGGGUGGUACAACUGUUCAGUCACUGACCCACUGAGGCUCCAGAGAUACAGUGGGGGGAUACAGGUCACUGUGGAAGAUUUAUUUCAGAAAGUGGUUCUGAUGUCAACACACGAAGGGGCAUUAGUCAUGGAGAAGGAGUCUCAGACCCUCCGCUGCAUGGCCUUUAUCCACAAGCUGAGGGCAGCACGCACCAAUGUGACCUACGUCUUUCUGAAGGCAGGGCAGCCCAUAGCAAGCAGCAGCUCUCCUGUGUUCCACAUUGCCAGCACCGAGAGGAGCGAUGCUGGCAGUUACAGCUGCAUGGCCCGCUCAGGGACAGCUGUCGGACACAGUCCAGAGGUCCAUCUUGAGUUAUAUGAACAUAUUCCAAAACCCACACUGACGGCCAUGCCCCCGAGUGGAAGGGUGUACACAGAGGACCAGAUAGUCCUGAAGUGCAAGCUGGAUGCCUUUGUUGGCUGGACGUACUACUGGUACAAAGACAGGAAGGAGGCCUACCCAGUGGAGCAGAACUGGGGCAGCAAAGGAGUCAGAGCCAAGUACAUAAUCUGGAGGGCAUCUCUCGAACACACCGGGUGGUACUGGUGCAGAGCAGGGAGAGGGAGCCCCAUCUUCUACACAGACUACAGCGAGCCUCUCUUCAUUAAUGUCACUGCUAAGCUGAUCUCAGAAGUCAUUUUGAUUGCCACUCCUACACACCUGCUAGUGGAGGGAGAUGCUCUGAAUGUUACCUGUGCUGCUACAAUAACUGAAAGUCCCACCCCUACACUGGACUACAUCAUCCUCAAGGACAACCACAUGCUUUUCAGGUCUACAGGGUCUCGAUCCUUCAGUGUCAUCAUACCCACUGUUGCUGAGAGAGAUGCUGGGUGGUACAACUGUUCUGUCACUGACCUAUUGGGGUUCCAGAGAUGCAGUGAGGGGAUACAGGUCACUGUGGAAGAUUUAUUUCAGAAAGUGGUUCUGAUGUCAACACAUGGAGGGGCAUUAGUCAUGGAGAAGGAGUCUCAGACCCUCCGCUGCGUGGCUUUUGUCCACAAGCUGAGGGCAGCACGCACCAAUGUGACCUACGUCUUUCUGAAGGCAGGGCAGCCCAUAGCAAGCAGCAGCUCUCCUGUGUUCCACAUUGCCAGUACCGAGAGGAGCGAUGCUGGCAGUUACAGCUGCAUGGCCCGCUCAGGGACAGCUGUCGGACACAGUCCAGAGGUCCGUCUUGAGUUAUAUGAAUAUAUUCCAAAACCCACACUGACGGCCAAGCCCCUGAGUGGAAGGGUGUACACAGAGGACCAGAUAGUCCUGAAGUGCAAGCUGGAUGCCUUUGUUGGCUGGAAGUACUACUGGUACAAAGACAGGAAGGAGGCCUACCCAGUGGAGCAGAACUGGGGCAGCAGAGGAGAUGGAGCCAAGUACAUAAUCUGGAGGGCAUCUCUGAAACACACCGGGUGGUACUGGUGCAGAGCAGGGAGAGGGAGCCCCAUCUUCUACACAGACUACAGCGAGCCUCUCUUCAUUAAUAUCACCGAGCUUUUCACCAGUGUGGGACUGACCGUGUCCCCAGGGACAGUGCUGAGGGAGGGGCAGCCCUUCCAUCUCACCUGUGAGGCCCAGUUGAGCAAAAGGCAGAAGGCCCUGCCCCCCACCACUGCCACAGUAAGGAUUCUCUUCACUUUCUGGAGAAAUGGUGAACCCCUGGGCAGUUCUUUGGACUCGGCGACUUACAGCAUCAGUGAAAUGCUUAGCUGCCACGCCGGACGAUAUGUCUGUAGUGCGAGCUCUGGGAGAGCCGAGAAGCGCAGCAGGGAGGUACUCAUCACCUUAGAUGAUCCCAAAGUCACUCUGACAGCAGUUCUUGGAGCAGUGCUGCUCAUCGUCAUGGUAACUGUGGCUUUAGUAACGAAAAUCUUGUGUGUUAGAGGUUGCACAGCUCAGCGGCAUAGGGCCGGCAGUCCAGGGGGAGCGACACUGCAGGCGGAGCUGACGGAGUCGGUGGAUGUCAGGUUGACUUCAAUACCCUUCACUGCUGCUGGUGGUGGAAUAAGCACCGUUUCUCCUGGGGGCAGUAGUUCUUUUCCAUUGCAGAGAGUGUAAUUAACAGUAAUUCACAGUGCCUUCCCUUCUAGCUGCUUAGGUAGCAGCUGCCAACCAAUACACCCUUUGCACCAAAGAAAAUAAAACAUUUGAGACAGCAGCAGAGUCUCUGAGUAUUCCCCACAGUCUGUAUAUUGAUGAUGGACCGUCGCCCCGCCGUUUUGAGCUAGGUAUUGCCCUUGUAGUUACUUCCUAUUACCACAUGAUGGCGACAAAAUUCCAUUUUUAAUCCCACAGACGAUUAGUGGGCCUUACCCUGUUAUAAAACCUGCAGUACAGAAAAGAAAGAGGGGUAGUUGUUUAAAAUUCGUGGCUUGGGAUACAGGUGUAAAUAAAAGGCAAUAGAUUCAA
Messenger RNA from Paramormyrops kingsleyae, 3028 nucleotides. Its product is annotated as immunoglobulin superfamily member 1-like. Gene Ontology annotation, biological process: cell surface receptor signaling pathway; immune response. Gene Ontology annotation, molecular function: transmembrane signaling receptor activity. Gene Ontology annotation, cellular component: external side of plasma membrane. The record is from RefSeq and is a predicted model, not a curated record. NCBI's taxonomy places the organism in Eukaryota, Metazoa, Chordata, Actinopteri, Osteoglossiformes, Mormyridae.